Molecule: messenger RNA, 555 nt
Organism: Musa acuminata subsp. malaccensis (wild Malaysian banana)
Lineage: Eukaryota; Viridiplantae; Streptophyta; Magnoliopsida; Zingiberales; Musaceae
Source: RefSeq, a predicted model, not a curated record
AUGUUAUAAGAAUGCUCCUCGAUCGGCCGUCGUCGUUGACCGACUCUCUUUGAGGCCUAGGGUGCGCUGUUCUUCUUCUUCCUGGUGUUUACAGACAUGUCAGAGAUCGUGACUGUAGCGUGGCAGCGCUACCUUCAGCAACUCCAAGCCCAUCCCCUGAGAACAAAGGCUAUUACUUCAGGGGUGUUGGCUGGAUGCAGUGAUGCGAUCGCACAGAAGAUCUCCGGGGUCAAGAGGCUCCAGUUGAGAAGGAUGUUUCUGCUCAUGCUUUAUGGCUUUGUGUAUGCCGGACCAUUUGGUCAUUUUCUGCACAAGUUUAUGGAAAGGCUUUUCAAGGGAAAGAAAGGAAAGGACACUGUUGCCAAAAAGGUGCUGUUGGAACAACUUACUGCCUCACCUUGGAACAAUAUGCUCUUUAUGAUGUACUAUGGCUUGGUUCUUGAAGGUCUGAAUUAUUAUGCAUUUUCCUAUGAUAUAAUAUUCUUAUUGCUGAAUUUUGUUUCACUCCUGUGUUAUAUACAGGUGCUUGUUAUAUGCUGAGGCAUAACCUUUUAG